GACAAUCUUAAAGAGGAUUCCUGGGGGCAUCAUGGUGACAGCAGCGGAAGCAGCGGCUGCUGAAGUAUCCCACAGCUCAACUCGGAGUGUUGGAGAUGAACGCUCAAAAGGCAGUCAGGCAGAUGACAAGAAACGCUCACGCCGAACACGGAAGCGACCCGGUCGUAAGGCAAAAGAAAACAAGCCACGCACAAAGAUUGUCGUUCGCAGAUUACCUCCUCAUCUUCCCGAAGAGAUCUUCAAGACGACCGUUGACAAAUGGCUGGGUGAGACGGAUUGGUGGACUUUUGUUGCAGGAAAGAUUGCCACAAGCCAAGCCAAGAUCAGCGUGUUCUCUCGAGCAUAUCUCAACUUUAAAAACAUCGAUGCUCUUCUUGAUUUCUGUCGUACAUACAAUGGUCAUCUCUUUGUAGAUUCCAAAGGAGUUGAGCAUCGGGCUGUGGUUGAAUUUGCCCCUUUCCAGCGUAUUCCAAAGAGUAAGAAGAAGCCUGACCCGAGAAUGAAUACGAUCGAACAAGACCCAGAUUUUCUGGCAUUUCUCAAAAGUCUCGAAGAAGACAACGAAGCAAAGGCUGCAGCAUCUAGUGUAGCCACUGGAGAAACACAGCUGGAAAAAUUGGAAAGAACGUUGUUGGCGGAUCAAGUGGCGAAGGAGCAAGGCGUUGCGCACUCAACCGUCACCUCGAUAGUAACAGCAAGCUCAUCCCAACUCGCAGGACCCGAUAAACCAAAGUCGACUCCUCUGCUCGAUGCACUUCGCGCAAAGAAGGCAGCGUCACGCGCUGAGGGAAGUAAACAAACAAAAGCAGUCACAGAUGCAAAAGGCAAAGAAUCACGACGAUCGGAAAAGAAGAAAUCCUCCUCAAAGUCCAAGGAAGGUGGCAAGUCCGGAAGUACCUCUGGCAUGACAAAGAGUGUCGUCCCAACUGGAAUAGUCAAACGAUCUUCAUCACCCGUUGGAAAGAAGUCUGCAACUACUCCGUCUGCAUCUGGCGCUUCUUCCAAGGAGGCUACGGACGUGACACCUAAAGCUGAACAACGGCGAAGUCGCCUUGCUCCCACCGGGGGAUUAUUCAAGGCUUCAUUGGGUGCUGUGCUCGGAGCCAAAGAGACCAAGCGACCGCGGGGGAGUGCUCGAAAGCAAAAAGCGGAUGAAGACUCUCAAAACGAUGCCUCCGCUAGUGGGGAUACGGCGCCAGAAGCUAGAGCUAGCAAUGGACCUGGUUUACAGGAGAGGGAGGAAAGUAAAGGGAGAGGGUAUCGUCAGAAACGUCGAACGCGACUCGAAGGCGAUCUCAUCGAUGCAUCAGCUGAUGGAGUGACGGCUGUAAUCAAUGAAGGCGAUACAGACACUCGCAAAAGUAAACCUCGGCAAGUGAGAUCCCGUGACAAUACCGGAACCACGGAUCUUUCAAAACCUGCAGAGGCAUGGCCAGAGAAAGACGAUAGCAGGAAAAUGUCCCGCAAUCGUGUAGCUUCAACGUCAUCAACUUCAUCCAUGGCUUCUCAGCCUCCAAAGCGCACGGGUCCAUCAGUGACGAUUAUGAAGCGAGAUGGAACCACGAGCUCAUUCAAUGUGGGAAAGAACGAUGCAACUUGA
Spizellomyces punctatus DAOM BR117 is the source of this 1600-nucleotide messenger RNA. RefSeq lists its product as uncharacterized. Gene Ontology annotation, biological process: nuclear-transcribed mRNA catabolic process, nonsense-mediated decay; positive regulation of translation. Gene Ontology annotation, molecular function: mRNA binding. Gene Ontology annotation, cellular component: nucleolus; cytoplasm. The transcript has 5 exons. Lineage: Eukaryota; Fungi; Chytridiomycota; Chytridiomycetes; Spizellomycetales; Spizellomycetaceae. The record is from RefSeq and is a predicted model, not a curated record. The coding region runs from base 32 to 1600 and encodes 522 amino acids.